GGGAAUAGCAGAAGACAGGUAUUUUGACCUUAGGACGGGGGACGCUUUCUCUGCCCCAUUCGGGUGGUGUUGUCGUCGUAGGUUGCUUCCUUUCCUAUUCCUAUUAUUCAUCCCAACAUUUUCCCUUUCUCUCUUACCACCGUAACAUCCGCCCUUAUCCUCUUUCUUCUUCUUCUUCUUGGAUUCUUAGUAUUAUUGUUUUUGUUUUUCUUUUUUGAUAACAUUGUUUUUGUUAGUAUAAUAUAAUAUUGUUUGUAUCAUUAUGAUAUGAUUGUUUUCCGGGGAAGCUAACAACUACCUACGGCGACUGCGGCGUCCUCUUCCGCCUCCUCAUCAUUAUUCUCCGACGUAAUGCAUGUUAGUAUUGUUCCCAAAAUCUCAGGCAAUGUAUUGGUGGAGCGCCUUUUCCUCCGUCCGUUCCUCGUCCUCUUCCUCGUCCGCCAAGGUACAUUCCGAUGAUAGCAUGAUUGUGUCGCGGGGAGGGAGGGAUUCCCUGAAAGGGGCCUUCUUCUUUGGCCGCAGCCGUCGCCGCGCCUCUAAGCACCACCAUCAUCAGCUUACAGAGCAGCAGGAUAUAGAGUCUUGUGUUCCCGUUAGGAAGAGCUCUAGCUGCGAGAAUUCGCCGGCCAGGAUUUCUUCUCCCUCGCCCUCUCCCAUGCCUCUCCCGGUCCCGGAAUUGCAAACUUUCCUCCGCCAAGUCUCGCAUUCCGGCGCCGAUUCUUGCAGUAUUCCUCUGCCUUCGCCUGAGGAUUCUUUUCCUAAAGACAGAGACGUCAAGAGGGACAGACCUGAUUCUCAUCCUUCUGUCUGUUGCGAUGUGCAGGGCGAAGGUGCUCUCUCCCUGCAGAGGUUACUAAACCAAGCUGCACGAAAGAACACAGGAAAUCCUGAAUGUCAGGCUCGCAGGAAGUGCCCUGGAGAGCAGCCUAAUGGCACCAGAAGGACAGAAUUAAAGAUUCCUGCAACUAUUAGUGCUCCAUCUAGUCCUUAUGCAAGUCCUGCCCUCAGCCCUCUAAAUCAUCCCGGGGAUCAUUUCAGUCCAAAGUUCUAUGCCCCUCCUACCAUUUUCCAAGUUUGGUCUGCCCCCGAGAUGCCUCAUUCUAUAGACCAUGCUCUAGGCUUCCCUUGUCAGCUCUCACCCGAAAAAAUUGCAUUUAGCACUGAUAAUUCUCCUCACCAUAGUCCAAGAGUAAGAAGUCCUACACCCAGCACGAAAAGCCCAAGCCGCCCUGCAUCCCCUUCGCUGAACAUAUUACCUAACGAAACCUCAAUGUUGAGGCGUGACAGUGGCUCUCAGAGCAACGUCCACCCCUUGCCUCGCCCUCCAUCCGCUGCUGCACCAUCACAGCCUUCUCCUUCUCUGCCUGUUACUCCUAUGCAAGAAUUGAUGCCCAUCAAAGGCCAAUGGCAAAAGGGAAAGCUCAUUGGGCGCGGGACAUUUGGAAGUGUUUAUGUGGCUUCCAACAGAGAAACUGGAGCUUUAUGUGCAAUGAAAGAAGUUGAACUUUUACCAGAUGAUCCCAAAUCUGCUGAAUGUAUGAGGCAAUUGCAACAGGAAAUUAAAGUUCUUAGCAAUCUCAAACAUCCCAACAUAGUACAAUACUAUGGAAGUGAAAUAGCUGGUGACAGGUUUUACAUAUAUCUUGAAUAUGUUCAUCCCGGUUCUAUCAACAAGUUCAUUCGUGAUCAUUGUGGAGCAAUUACAGAAUCUGUUGUUCGUAAUUUCACCCGCCAUAUCCUCUGCGGGUUGGCUUACUUACAUGGAACAAAAACCAUACACAGGGAUAUCAAAGGGGCUAAUUUGCUUGUGGAUGCAUAUGGUGUCGUCAAGCUUGCUGACUUUGGGAUGUCUAAACACCUUUCUGGACAAGCAGGAUACCUUUCUUUCAAGGGAAGCCCGUAUUGGAUGGCCCCCGAGCUAAUGGUAUCGGGUACACAGGACAACUCUAAUUCCGACUAUGCUUUUGCUAUUGAUAUAUGGAGUUUGGGGUGUACUAUAAUUGAAAUGAUGAAUGGGAAACCUCCUUGGAGUGAGUAUGAAGGACCUGCAGCCAUGUUCAAGGUCCUAAAGGAAUCCCCUCCGAUCCCUGAUUUGCUAUCGCCCGAGGGAAAAGAUUUCUUGCAGUGUUGUUUCCGCAGAAAUCCAGCUGAGAGGCCGACGGCUAGCAUGUUGUUAGAGCAUCGCUUUGUGAAGAACUUGUAUCAGCAGCUAAGUCUUCCUCAAUGUGUCCGGCCACUGAAUGGGUUGAUGGGCGCGGCCUAACUCAACCACAUUAUUAUCCCAUCUCUCGCUUCGCCUCGUUCCACUCUCGAGACCAUUCCCACUUGGCCAAUUCAGCUGUUUUGCAGAUGAUUUGGGGGGGGGGGAUUUUUCAGAUUCAGAACUGCAAAGACUUUGGCAAAGGGAUCACCACUCAUUUUUGUUGGUGUGGUGUGGUUUUUUUUCCAGUGAGAGAUCACUGGAGAUGAUGUAUAUAUAUAUAUAAUAUAUAUACCUCACAGACCUCUGUCUGCACUUUGUAGGUAGGGUUGCAGCCAUAGGAAUUGAAGUUGGAGCAAUGUAUUAUAUAUGUAGGUUCUCUGUGCCUUUAGCAGAUUAGGUUUAUUUUCCAGGAUGCAAUUUCUCCAUUCCUGGAGAUCUUACACUGCUUUCUUUCUUAUUCUACAAUCUGAAUAUGCCCAAUCCAACUCAUCAAUAUAAUUCCACUUCUUCACCCAA
Molecule: messenger RNA, 2719 nt
Organism: Ipomoea triloba (trilobed morning glory)
Lineage: Eukaryota; Viridiplantae; Streptophyta; Magnoliopsida; Solanales; Convolvulaceae
Product: mitogen-activated protein kinase kinase kinase 5-like
Exons: 9
Coding region: 356-2263 (635 amino acids)
Biological process (GO): protein phosphorylation
Molecular function (GO): ATP binding; protein kinase activity
Source: RefSeq, a predicted model, not a curated record